Messenger RNA from Limanda limanda (common dab), 1539 nucleotides. RefSeq names its product RAB25, member RAS oncogene family b (gene rab25b). NCBI's taxonomy places the organism in Eukaryota, Metazoa, Chordata, Actinopteri, Pleuronectiformes, Pleuronectidae. The transcript is spliced from 5 exons. Gene Ontology annotation, cellular component: recycling endosome. Gene Ontology annotation, molecular function: GTPase activity; GTP binding. Gene Ontology annotation, biological process: exocytosis. Bases 170 to 796 code for a protein of 208 amino acids. The record is from RefSeq and is a predicted model, not a curated record.
UAAGGAAGAGUAGCGAAGGGCAGAGAGCUGGAGACUGGCUUUCAUGUGUCGGAGCAGUUUCUCUGUUGAAGAGGAUCUGAGAGGCAGGUUGUCUUUAGUGUGAGUCAGUGUCAUCUUACAUCUGGAGACAGCAGUGAGGUGCGGCGCGGCUGCAUUGAAUGGACAGAACAUGGGGUCAGAUGAGACCUACAACUUUGUCUUUAAGGUGGUGCUGAUUGGUGAAUCUGGUGUAGGAAAGAGCAACCUGUUGUCCCGCUUCACCAAAAACGAGUUCACCAAUGAUACUCGCACAACAAUCGGGGUGGAGUUCAGCACACGGACGGUGCAGUUCAGCACCUUCACCAUCAAGGCCCAGAUCUGGGACACGGCCGGACUGGAGCGUUACCGGGCCAUCACGUCUGCGUACUACCGAGGUGCUGUUGGCGCCCUGCUGGUCUACGACAUCAGCAAACACCUCACCUAUGAGAGCGUGGAGCGCUGGCUGAAGGAGCUGUACGACCACGCUGACCCCCACAUUGUGGUCAUGCUGGUGGGCAACAAGACCGACCUGGAGUCCGAGAGAUCGGUGCCCACCGAGGAGGCUAAAGACUUUGCAGAAAAGAAAGGUAUUUUGUUUCUGGAGACGUCAGCCUUGAGUUCAGUUAAUGUGGAAGAAGCAUUCACCAACGUCCUAGAAGAGAUUCAUAAGAAGGUGAGCAGUAAGGAAGUGGUUCGAGGCUCCAUCGGCGCCGUGUCCCUGAACAGCUCCAGAGCAGAUACCACGGAGGAGAGUAAACCCUGCUGCAGGAACAUCUAAUCCCACCUCCAUCCUCCAGGAGACCCCAGGGUGGGUGGGUGACGGGUAAACUCCUUGUCCCCCCUUCACCUGGUGCUGGAGCUCGAGGGUCAUGCAGCGAUACGAGCAAACUGACAGUCCUGGCUUCGGUGAUGCCAUUUUCAAAUGAUGAAGUUGGACAAACUGCACGGUUCUGCAUUCAAAAGACGAUCGAUAAAUGUGAACGAAUGUAGCUGGACACCAGCAUCAGUCUUUUACGAGUCCCUGCUGUCCCCCCGAGCGUAGGUCACAUAGGUAAAACACAACUUUGUUACCUAUAAGAUGAUAUCUUUACCACAUGUGCAGAAAACUGGUAACAUCAUGGCAUGUUUAAUACUUUAAAAGACACGUGACCCGUUUCGGUUCAUGUGCUAACAGUGUGCUUGUGCUAAAGCUUAUGAGCCAUGAUGAUGCGGAAAGUGUUUUAUUGUGGAAAAUAUCAACUCUACUGCUCAAUGUCAUGUCUGCAGCACGACCACAUAUUUCUUUUGUUUUACUUUAUAAUCUAUUUCAACGCAUAUAAUGGUUUAUCUAGAAAAUAAACAUGGUACAAGUAUUCGUAUCUCAUGCAUGUAUAAUCCCACAUUUCAAGAUCUGUAUCUAAUAUUAGCAUCUUGUAUUUUCUUUUUCACUGUUGCAGCCAAAGAAUUUGCGUCUAAAUACUGAACUUUGUGAGAUUUGUUGUGUGCUUGAAGUGUCUUUCUGCUGUUUGGAAUAGUCAAAGA